This is a messenger RNA of Oryzias latipes (Japanese medaka), 2823 nucleotides long. Its product is annotated as ras-specific guanine nucleotide-releasing factor RalGPS1. The record is from RefSeq and is a predicted model, not a curated record. Gene Ontology annotation, molecular function: guanyl-nucleotide exchange factor activity. Gene Ontology annotation, biological process: Ras protein signal transduction. Gene Ontology annotation, cellular component: plasma membrane. NCBI's taxonomy places the organism in Eukaryota, Metazoa, Chordata, Actinopteri, Beloniformes, Adrianichthyidae.
CUGUCAUCAAUGCGUCUACCUGCCACUUCCUGCUGGCUGUUGUUAUUCAAUUUCACUUUUGUUUUUUGAAGGCGUAGCGGAGCUCGUUGACGCGUCGGUGUUGUUGGGCUCACUGGUUCGGUCGGAUCGCUCGCCAUGAUGGCCCGGCUGGAUUCCAGAUGAGAGACCUGCUUGGGUAACCCCGCCUCGGCUUCAUGAGCUUCUGCGUCUGCCGCUGUGUCCCCAGCAGCGAUGCUGUCCUCUGGAUAGGCAGGACGACGGCGGCCGGGAAGGACUGACCGCAGGAACGGCAUGGAGUGGAAGUCAAUUGUUCCCCAAGCUGAAGGCCUCUGUAGCCCUGACCUGUGCAGUCCACCAGUGCCUUUGUGAGCAUGUAUCGCAGAAACGGGCUCUUGGAUGGCACCAGCGUCAACUCAGUCACCUCGGAGGCAAGCAGCAGUUCAUGCUCCUUGGAUGGACCGUAUGUGGACUGCGCCAAGAGCUACGAUGCAGUCGUCUUUGACGUGCUUAAGGUGACACCUGAGGAGUUUGCAAGCCAAAUCACUCUGAUGGAUGCACCAGUUUUCAAAGCUAUUCAACCAGAGGAGCUUGCAAGCUGUGGAUGGAAUGGAAAGGAGAAGCACAGUUUGGCUCCAAAUGUGGUUGCAUUUACACGCCGCUUCAAUCAGGUGAGCUUUUGGCUGGUUAGAGAAAUCUUAACGGUCCAAACGCUGAAAAUCCGAGCGGAAAUACUGAGCCAUUUUAUCAAAAUAGCUAAGAAACUGUUGGAGUUGAACAAUCUUCAUUCUCUGGUGUCCAUAGUUUCUGCUCUGCAGAGUGCACCCAUCUUUAGACUGGGCAAAACCUGGGCGUUGAUCAGUCGGAAAGACAGAGCCACAUACGAGAAGCUGAAUUACUUGACUUCAAAGGAAGAGAACUACAUUCGUAUGCGAGAAUACAUCUGCUCUCUGAAGAUGGUGCCCUGCAUACCUUACCUUGGGAUCUACCUGUUCGAUAUGAUCUACAUUGACUCCGCCUACCCCGCGUCAGGCAGCAUGAUGGAGACAGAGCAUCGGACCAAUCAGAUGAACAACCUCCUGAGAGUCAUCUCUGACCUGCAGAUGUCAUGUAACUAUGAUCACCUGAUAACCUUGCCGCACGUCCAGAAGUAUCUGAUGUCGGUUCGCUACAUUGAGGAGCUUCAGAAGUUUGUAGAGGACGACAACUUCAAAUUAUCCCUAAAGAUCGAACCUGGCAAAAGGUCCCCACGCAUCGCAUCCUCUAAAGAAGACCUGGCAGAUCUCUCUGUAGUCUCUGCUACUUUAAGGUAUAACCGACGACCGACUUGUCCAGAAGCAUCCAUGGAGCUGCACAUCCACACGCCUCCCCCAGCUCAUCACAGGAAGAGUCACAGUUUGGGAAACAACAUGAUGUGUCAGUAUGGCAUGUCACAAAGCAGAAGUGUAACAUUUACCAUAGACAAGGAGCGCCACCUGCUGGACGGCAGCUUUAUAGAGUCUCAGAGUCCAGCCAGACGGGAUCCAUACAGCACCUCUGUGUCCAACAACCUGUCACUGAGCAGCAGUGCGAGCUCGUUUGGGGAGGAGCUCUCACCUACAAUCCAGAGGGGCCGCAUGUACGCCACUCUGGGGCCAAACUGGAAGGUUCCUCUUCGCCUGUCCCCCCGGAACCGAAGCUACGUUUACAGCCCCAAUGCUGCAGUGUCCUGCCACAGAUGCUGUGAGGCUAAAAGCGUGACCUUUGAAGGACCCGUACGACGGAAAACGCUGCUGAAGGAGGGACGGAAGCCCAAGCUGUCAUCAUGGACCAGGUUCUGGAUCAGCCUGUCUGGAUCAGCACUCAUAUUCUAUAGUGCCAAAGCACUGAGGGCCUCCGAGAGAAAACAUUACAAGUCAACCCCCUGUAAGAAGGUUUGUGUGACUGGGUGGAUGGUAGUGCUGCCAGAUGACCCAGCCAGACCCAACAUCUUCCAGUUAAAUGACCCAGAUAGAGGAAAUGUUUACAAGUUCCAGACGGGAUCCCGUUUCUCCGCGAUCGUCUGGCACAAAAACCUGGAGGAGGCUUGUAGGAGUUGUAAGUCCCAGAUACCAGCAAACCUCAUGUCGUUUGAAUGAAGGCAUGCUUUGCCCAGCAGGACUUUCUAAUGCCAAUUCCAAUCACGUGGGAAGACUUCUAUAGUGAAACUUCAGACUUCGAUGGCAUCUGCCUGAUAAAACACCUGGAUGCUGAAAGGCUCUGAGACUGUAAUGUCUGUAAUCCAGACAUCUGAAGACUUUGAUAAGGUGCUUUCUGUUUAUAGCACUCCUCUAUCAUUUUCAUUAUCUGCUGUGAAUGUGUGAGCAAGCACAAGGAGUUCCCACCUGUGUGGAGUUUGUGAUCUGAGCGAGUUUUUGUGCAUUUGAGCACAAAUGUGGAGAGCAGUUUGAGCACUUUAGGUCGGAUCUUUGGCUCCAUCACAGUAUUCCACAGCCUUUACCCGGGGCUUGAGCUUUGAACACUCAAAGCUUAGAGGGUGCUGAAAAAAUGGGACUGCUUUUGCAAGAAAAAAAAAAGCUUCAUUUCAACACCAUUACAGGAAACUGUUGGCUCUCUGUUCUCUGUUGUCUGGAGAUCAUCUCUUCAUUCUAUGUAUAUGGUUCUGAUUACUAUGUUGUCAGUGUGUGAAAAUCUUUCCGUGACUCACAAUAUUGGCUUUAUGGGCUCCAGACCUGGUUUGUGGCCCUUAGCAGUUGGUUUGUGAAAAGCAGAUUUUGGUGUUAAUCCAGUAAAAUCACAGCCUGAUUGUUUCAGGAACAGCAUUCCCCUCCCCACCAAGAAAAAAAA